Paraphaeosphaeria sporulosa is the source of this 1472-nucleotide messenger RNA. Its product is annotated as NAD(P)-binding protein. The record is from RefSeq and is a predicted model, not a curated record. The coding region runs from base 445 to 1467 and encodes 340 amino acids. Lineage: Eukaryota; Fungi; Ascomycota; Dothideomycetes; Pleosporales; Didymosphaeriaceae. The transcript is spliced from 3 exons.
CAACGGUUACAGUUGCUUCAUUGGGGCGGCCCAACAGCCCUUGUUCAUCCUUCGGAGUGUUUCGCUCGAAUGCGUCCAAUCUCUCGAUCUUCCGGCCAACCUCUUAGGAGAUCAUUCCAAGUUGCCUACAUGGACCAUGCUACGCCCACUACCUCUCAUUUCGAGAGUCUGACGGUGGGCCAAGUACACCGACCCUUCUUGCGUUACUUACGAGAAUGCGCCAGUGCGCACAAAGCAUAUGCAUCUUGAAAGAAGCUGAUCAUGAUGUAACAUCUUCAGGGACUAUAAGACGCUGGUAUGCUCGACACUCUACGUUAUCUGAAAGAUCUCGUGAAUAUCAACUUCUAAGUCAACUCCUGAGCCGUCUUACGAGCACCAUCUCUCCUUGCCAGCCAGCUGGCGCAAGCUUCAAUAGGUUCCAGCCUUUACUUGAAUUUAUCAAGAAUGUCAAUCAUGCGGGUAGCCGUAGCCGGCACUUGCGGAUUAGCCCUGAUCCUGGCUCGGCAGAUCCAUGAGUCAACGAGCCACCAGCUCGUCAUUCUAUCAAGAAGUUCACAGCCAGGUCUUCAGUCUCAAGGAUAUCAAUGUCAGGUCGUGGACUACAAUGACCCGUCCUCUAUUCAGCAUUCGUUGCUGGGCGUCGACACGAUCAUAUCCACCGUCACAGGCAAUGCUCAAUUGCGUCUCAUCGAAGCUGCAGUGGCAUGUCGCGUACGUCGAUUCGUGCCAGCAGAGUUCGAGGGACAACCCAGUGUCAGGACACAGAAUGGUCUCCUUGACCGCGGGAGAGCUGCUGCAUUAGCAUUAUUACAGCACUACCGGGGCUACAUACAGUCAACCGUGUUCGUCUGUGGGGUUUUCUACGAACGAUUCUCCGUCAACGGAAUGGUAUCUCUCCGCAUCGGCGUAAACACUGGGUACGGAAAUGAAGGGGACUACGUUGCCGAUCCGAGGAACAUGACAGCUGUUGCACCUGUGUACGACUCCAGUCAGAACUUGUCAGUGGUGUGCCUGACGUCUGUUUAUGACGUCGCGCGCUUCGUUGUGAGGUCCCUAGACAUGACCUCCUGGCCUCAAGAGAUGACCAUGUGUGGAGAGAGGAUGACAGUGCAGAGUCUUAUUGAGACCAUACAAUCAUGUAGAGGCCGCCAAUUCUAUCCCGUCGAGUGGCAGAACCCUGCAAACUUGCAAUACCAAAUGACUAUGGCCCAAAUAGCCGGCGACACCUCCAAGCAACGGAAGCUCGCAACGCUUAUCGAGACCUCCGAAAACCGAUACCAAUUUGCGUCUCCGGCCUAUCUAAAUUCUCUGUUUCCGGAAAUUGUACCAAUGAGCUUUCGCAACUGGUUCUCCAGUACGUCGUCUGUGUCAUCCUUGAAAGCCACCCGGACUUACAUGCUCCAGACAACUGGGCCUCGGUGCCCUAGCAGCGCCACGUACCAGCUAGACGGGGGAGUCCAUCCAUAGCACCG